AUGCAAUUCUCCACCUCAAAAAGUCUCAUCCUCGCCCUCUGCUUCUUCCUCUCCCUCCUCUCGGUCUCGGAUGCAUUCCCCAUUCUGCCACUUCCCAGCAUAGUCCCCCAGGAGUUGAAAAAUCUCUAUAUCAUCUUGUCCGCGUCGACUGCAAACUUCAUCGCCCAAGCCGUCACCUAUCUUCUCGGCACCCUAGUGGCGCCAAUUGGAAACAUAGCGGUCUUAGAGUUCGACCAAAGGGGAGCGGUGGCAAGUUAG
This is a messenger RNA of Morchella sextelata, 258 nucleotides long. RefSeq lists its product as uncharacterized. The record is from RefSeq and is a predicted model, not a curated record. Lineage: Eukaryota; Fungi; Ascomycota; Pezizomycetes; Pezizales; Morchellaceae. The coding region runs from base 1 to 258 and encodes 85 amino acids. The transcript has 2 exons.